Molecule: messenger RNA, 1351 nt
Organism: Hipposideros armiger (great roundleaf bat)
Lineage: Eukaryota; Metazoa; Chordata; Mammalia; Chiroptera; Hipposideridae
Gene: MAD2L1
Product: mitotic arrest deficient 2 like 1
Exons: 5
Coding region: 86-703 (205 amino acids)
Biological process (GO): mitotic spindle assembly checkpoint signaling
Cellular component (GO): nucleoplasm; kinetochore; cytoplasm
Source: RefSeq, a predicted model, not a curated record
ACUUUUGAAACGAGUGGCGGGGCGGCGGCGCGGAGCCGGGGGCUGCUGGGUGCGAGCGGGCGCGCGCCGCGGCUGGGGGCCCGCCAUGGCGCUGCAGCUGUCCCGGGAGCAAGGCAUCACCCUGCGCGGCAGCGCCGAGAUCGUGGCCGAGUUCUUCUCAUUUGGCAUCAACAGCAUUUUGUAUCAGCGCGGCGUAUAUCCAUCUGAGACUUUUACUCGAGUGCAGAAAUACGGACUCACCUUGCUCGUAACUACUGAUCCUGAGCUCAUGAAAUACCUAAAUAAUGUGGUGGAACAACUGAAAGAUUGGUUAUACAAAUGUUCAGUUCAGAAACUGGUGGUAGUCAUCUCAAAUAUUGAAAGUGGUGAGGUCCUUGAAAGAUGGCAGUUUGAUAUCGAGUGUGACAAGACUGCCAAAGAGGACAGUACACCCAGAGAAAAGUCUCAGAAAGCUAUCCAAGAUGAAAUCCGGUCAGUCAUCAGACAGAUCACAGCGACAGUGACAUUCCUGCCACUGCUGGAAGUUGCGUGUUCAUUUGAUCUGCUGAUUUAUACAGACAAAGAUUUGGUUGUGCCUGAAAAAUGGGAGGAGUCGGGACCACAGUUCAUUACCAACUCUGAGCAAGUCCGUCUCCGUUCAUUCACUACUACGAUCCACAAAGUGAACAGCGUGGUGGCCUACAAAAUCCCCGUCGCUGACUGAGGAGGACGGGAGGACAACGGUGCACUCGCCAGUGUGCGUCUCCUGAAGCCAAGUCAGCUGUACUUCAUUUUAUUUCAUUGGUUACUCUGUAGGUGGGAAACUUAACAUACUUUACUGAGCUAUGCACAGCUGUCCCGUUUUUUGGUGUCUGUCUGACUUUCCAGGGGGUUGACAUGAUUUUUUUGCAUACUGUUCAAAAGGGAAGCAGCAGCGGAUUACAUCAGCACUGUAUUGGCAAUUCCUUUGCAGGGGGUAACUGUAGACGGAGAAACUUUUCCUAUAAAGCUAAAUGCCUUCCUAAACCAGACCUUUGGGUAAAAUAGCUUGACUCAGAAUGUAGGUAGGAAAAUAAUUAAAUAUGAAACUGCAAGAGAAGCCUGAAUAUUCAGAAUCUUUGUUUAGGUCCUAAAGUAACUGAUAAUCCAUAAAUAACAAAAUAUUGCUACUAGGUCCUUUUGCCAUUUGUUUCAUUUGUGUAGUUUUCAUAUUGAAAAAAUCCAAUUAUUUGAGUUUAAUUUAUAUACCUUAUACCUACAAAGCUUUUGAUAUUUCUACUGUUUCAAUUCCGGUGACACAGAACUUUUAAAAAAUGUCUUUUUGUGUUUUAUAGAAUCAAGCUUUAAAUGACAAUGAUAAAUAAAGUUAAAU